This is a messenger RNA of Astyanax mexicanus (Mexican tetra), 6968 nucleotides long. RefSeq lists its product as uncharacterized. Gene Ontology annotation, molecular function: telomeric repeat DNA binding. The coding region runs from base 473 to 3304 and encodes 943 amino acids. Gene Ontology annotation, cellular component: shelterin complex. Gene Ontology annotation, biological process: regulation of telomere maintenance via telomere lengthening; telomere capping. NCBI's taxonomy places the organism in Eukaryota, Metazoa, Chordata, Actinopteri, Characiformes, Acestrorhamphidae. The record is from RefSeq and is a predicted model, not a curated record. The transcript is spliced from 7 exons.
UAUAACCUGAUUUUUCUUCGUUCUUCCUUUAUUUAAAAAAAGACACUUUCUUUCAUUAUUCUUUUAAAAAAGACUUUUAUUAUGAAAAGGUCCUCUACUGUCCCCCAUGUGUGGAAGUGUAUGGUUAGUUUGAGCAGUGUUUAUCUGGGUGUUUAUGGGGUUUUAUCGCUGUUUGUGUUUUAAAGUGUAAAUAGAGUGAAUUGUGAACAGGUGGGAUAAGUGUUUGGUGAAUGAACGGGCUGUCUGUGUGUUUAUUCGCUGGUUCUCGGGGUCAGUUUUAUGGUAAUUUGUAAUGAAAGCUGGGCUGCUGGGCAGAUCAGCUGCAGGACUUGUCUGAACAGAUCCCGGGUCUGAGAUUAAAAGGGGCGGGGCCUGAGGACCCCGACACUCACCCUCCACUCCACACCAGCACUGGGACACUUAAGGAGCAUCAGGAUGGUGAUGGAGAUGGUGAUGUGAGCUCUUCACGGGGAUGGAUGAAAGUCUGUGGUGUGAGAAAACCUGCUCCAGCCUGAUCUCUGCUUUACCUCUGUGGAUCAUUGAAUAUGCCUGGACUAACCAAAUGGAAGAUGUUUUAGAAGUCCUUGGUCCCCCACUGUGGCUGGAAGGUGACUGUAGGCAUCUGACUCCUGAGGAACCAUGCAGCUUGCGUGUGAUGGCGGCUGAAACCUGGAUGGUCAUAAGGGCCAGAGACAUCAAACACUUUGAAAGAGUGAUGGAGUUUCUGGAGGUCACUUACGGGUUAAUGCCUCAGUUAGUGUCCUCCAUCAAACAUAUGAAGAUAAUGUUUGGCUUGAAGACGUUGGUCAUUAUGUGGAUGUUAUGGGAUGACCAGAGUGUGACCAGCAUCAAUGACAAGAUCACAAGGUUCUUUCCUGAAAAUCUCCCACACUACCAUGGAAGUAGCCGCAAACAUUUGGAGCUGAUGCAGAAAACUCAGCAGGAUUUCAAAAGAUUUGCUCAGUCUCUAGCUAGAAAUCCUGACAUGCGCAAAGCCUAUAUCAGGGAUUUGAUGGAGGAGCAGUACGGGGAACGUUAUGCCAUGAAGGUGGAAGAGAGAUUGUUACAUUAUCUGAAAGAGCUGAACAAAGCCCUUCCACAGCCGACACAUAUAGAUCAGAUUUUAAAGCAGUCCUUUUCAUUGGAUGAGACAGAGAAAUUGCUACACCAGCUACUUACCUGUAACAGUGCAUCCUUGCCCACUGCGCUUAAGAGGCUUUUGAGAUGUGCUAUGGCAACACACUUUAGUCAAGUUGAUGCCGAUAAGCUAAAGAAGCGAGCUGAAGCUGACAGACCAGUACCUGGCUCUUUCUGUAUAGCUCUAAGAUCUCAGCAGAGCCCGGAGGAGAGGCUGUCCCAGCAAUGCUCCCAGGGUUCAUGGCUGAAUAGAAAUAAAAGUCCUUCACUUCUACAGAAAGCUACAGAGAGCGUUUGUUUGGAAAGACCAUCUGUGCAUUUAAAACCAAAAUCAGGUUUGAGGCUUGAUAUAACUCAAGGUGACCUUGAUCCAUGUGUGGCGAAGCAGCAGGAUCCUCAGCGAGACGAUUCUGGAGCGAAUGUAGAAAAGAAGACCUCCAUUGAGGAGGACAAGACGGAGCACCUGUGCUCCAAACAUGGAAAGAAUAUGAAGAGUAUCCUACUGGAAUGUUCUGAGGAGCUCAAGGGUCAGAACAGCGAAGCUCCUCUGGCUCAUUUAUGCACUCCAUCAUCACCUCUCACUCCCCUGCUUCAGUCAACUCCUCAGAGAAAAACCCACUCCUCAGCAUCUCCUCCACACCAGGACUCAUCUUCUACAUAUGUAUCUCUGUCUUCACAUCGUGACUCCUCUUCCAGCUUCUCUUACUCUUUUACAAACCUUUCAGGGGCUGUCCAAGUCCAAGAUGCCUCCUCACAGUGUUCCUUAGGCAAGCCAGUCACUUCAUCUCUUAUGCUUCCAGUGCAGCAGCAAGAUAUUGCUAGAACAUCCUCAGACCAACAACAGAACAUCUCAACAACGUCAUCACUUUCAGCAAAACAGAUCUCACCCUUUCUAUUCUCUUCACUUAAGAAUAUCACGACUUCAUCAGAAUCUUCAGGGACGCCUUCUUUAUCUUUAGUCCCGCAGGAGUGUUCCUCACCUUUAGCCAAUCUUUCAGCAUUCCCAAUGAACCAGCACACUCUAGAUUUACCAUCCAUCUCUCAUGACAUAUCAUGUUUACCAAAAUCUUCGUCCCAAGUCCAGCAGGAGAGUUCCUUAUCAAUGCUCUACAAGAAUCAAACCAGUUCUCCAGCAUCCACAAGCACAACAACUUCACCAGCGUCUUCAUCCUCAGCCCAGCAGGAGAGUUCCUCAUCAAUGCUCUCCAUGAACCAAAUCAGUUCUCCAGCAUCCACAAGCACAACCACUUUAUCCUCAGCCCAGAAGGAAAGUUCCUUAUCAGUGGUCUCUAAGAGCCAAAUCAGUUCUUCAGCAUCCACAAGCACAACAACUUCACCAGCAUCUUUACCUUUAUCCUCAGCCCAGAAGGAGAGUUCAUCAAUGAUCUCUAAGAGCCAAAACAGUUCUUCAGCAUCCACAAGCACAACAACUUCACCAGCAUCUUCAUCCUCAGCCCAGGAGAGUUCAUCAAAGCUGUCUAGGAUCCAAAUCAGUUCUUCAGCAUCCACAAACACAACAACUUCACCAACAUCUUCAUCCUCAGUUCAGCAGGAAAGUUCCUUAUCAAUGCUCUCCAAAAAUCAAAUCAGUUCUCCAGGAUCCACAAGCCCAGCAACUUCAGCACCAUCUCCGCCCUCAGCCCAGAUAGAAAGUUCCUCGUCAAUGCCCUUAAAGAAUCAAAUCAGUUCUCCAGCAUCCACAAGCCCAGCAACUUCAUCCUCAGUUCAGCAGGAGAGUUCCUUAUCAAUGCUCUCUAAGAACCAAAUCAGUUCUCCAGCAACGUCCAACCAAAGCCACAAUUCUGUUAGUUUUCCAAGUUCCUCAAGGCAAGAUGUCGCCAGUACCAUCUCAGGAUCUGACAGUGUCUUGAGAGAUAAACUAAAACUAUCCUUAGAGACUCAGGCCAUCUUCUUGCAGUGCAAGUGGCUGCAACCCCAGGUGCUGCUCUGCAGACUGAGUCAACAGAACAGUGCAGCGACCAUCACACCAAAAAGAACCCAAAGCCGGUUAUGUGAAGUGGAAGAGGAGGAGGAGGAGGAGGAAGAAGAGGAAAAUGUAUCAUUUGAUGUCAAUUUAUUGUAUUCAGACUCUGAAUCGGACCCACAAGACUCGGAUGAUCCAGAUUACGCUCCGUCAAAAAGACGCAAGUCAUGCGUGGACUUCUAGAGGGAGUUUAUUGUGUUGUAACAGCUGGAGUUGUAUAAUGUUUGAUGUCAGACUCUUAUUGAUCGACUGUUACCCAGGCAGUGGUGCUGCUGCUCCACACGGUGAAACUCUAGGUUUGUAUUCAGUUCUAUGGAUACUUCAAAAAAAUCUUUUGCUGUACAUUUGAUGUUCAAGCACAGCAUAGUUUAAGUUUUUAUUUAUAGACUUGCUGACAUGUUAACAUAUGAUAUUGUAUGGUACAAGAGGUUAGGGGUUUAGGGUUGUAAAAAAAACAAUAUUUAUCAAUAACUGAGCAAAACACUUUCUUUUUGCAAAUUACAUACCUUUCAUUUUUUUACUAUUUAUUUAUAAGUGGGGCUGCAUGAUAUUGUUCUGUGAUAUAUAUUGUUCUCCAAAAGUCGCAUGGUCCAAUAUAUAUAUAUAUAUAUAUAUAUAUGUGUGUGUGUGUAUCAAAGAUAGGAGUAAAAUUGAUAUUGGGCAGAUAUUUUAUCUUCUUCUGGAAGGUAUGUCAUGAGAAAUAAGAUGUUUCAAGCAAAUUGUAGCUUGACUUGUAUGGUGUAAUUUGUCUUAUUUGUCAUUGCACUUCCUGCAACGAGACUAUUGCACAUGCGCACAUUGUAAGGACAGUGCUAAAACGAUAUAUGUAUUGUGCAAUAUAUAUUAUAUUAUAAACAGGAAGUGGGUUUGACAUUUCAUCAUGGGGUGGAUCAGUCCUAUUAGCAUCCAAUGCCACAUGGGAUGCAGUGUCAGCAACUGGUACCAUAAAUAUAUUUUGUUUUACAUUUGCAGUUGUUAAAUUGAAAUAACUUUAUAAAGAAAAAUAUGUUUAUAUGCACAAAUAUGGAUAGAACUACAUCUAACUUAAGUUAUUAUUAACAUAUUUGGUUUUCAUUUACAUACUAAACCAUUGUUAGUUUAGUAUGUUGUUUCAAGGGCAAUGUUUUGCAAUUAUGUCAAAUUAGAUCAUUUGUUAAAGCAAAGAUGCUAAAGCGGUGGUUCUCAGUUCUGGUUGUUGGGAUUGUGUUUUAGGUGAUUCCCUGCUCCAAUACACCUAAUUUAAAUGAUCACAUUGUUAAUGUAUAGAUGCAGCAGGUAAUACCCAGUUAAUUAUAUGAAUCAGGUGUAGUAGAACAGAGGUAUGGGACAGUUUAUAAAAUAUUUUUUUCUCCAAAAAAAUAAAAUAGGUAUAAUAUAAUAGGUACAGAUAAACACAAAUGCAGUAAAAAAUAAUUUCUGUUGGGUGCCAUAGCCAGCGCCCAGGUGGAUGUGUUCAGUUUAAUCACCAGUUCACCUAAUUAAAUAGAUAGAUAGAUAGAUAGAUAGAUAGAUAGAUAGAUAGAUAGAUAGAUAGAUAGAUAGAUAGAUAGAUAGAUACAUAGAUAGAUACAUAGAUAGAUAGAUAGAUACAUAGAUAGAUACAUAGAUACAUAAAUACUUUAUUUAUCCCGAAGGAAAUUUAGGAUGUUUAACAUGUUUAAGCACUGACUUAUUGGUGAUAAGAACUACACAUAACCCAAUACUAAACUCACAUAUGAAAGAUGUUUUAAAGAUGUAUUAUGUUAGAGUUUUACUGAGUCUAUAAACCCUUCUUGCACGGAUAAGGAGCUUUUUACAUAGGGUUUUCACAAGUGCCUAAACUGUGUUGCAGUACAUUUAUAUAAGCUCAGUAUCUCAGCGACUGUUUAAAACUUUCCUAUUGAUUUUUGACGCCAUUACUUCUCUUUUAUUGCUCAAUGGUUGUGCUGCGUGUGUGUGCUCAGAUGGCACUGUACCAGGGCUAUGUGCUAACAGCACACAACCCACGUGAAAUCUUAUUUGCUGCUGUUUUAGUGACAUAUAAACUUGUGUCCAUACUGGCUGAGGGUUAUCGCACCAUUGGUGUACAUUGACACACUUGCGUUAACCAAUAGUUGAGUAGGCGACGUGCUGGAGGAAAUGUAUAUACUGUGAGGGGCUGACUCAUGGAGCAUGGAACAUGGAACAUGGAGUUCUGUGAUGUGCUAAAUCAUAACAUACGUUUUCACUGAGUGUCACAGUCACACUGACCCUCCUUAGCUUCAGGUACUGUGGGACUGGGAGCUGUGGUGUAGACUUUGAAUGAUGAAACAGAACCAAAGCAAAACAGGCAAGAGUUAGGUGGUGUGUUUUGAGUUAUAUGGUUAGGGGGUGAAGGGCGAUGGAUGUUCAAGGUUAUCUGUGUGUGUCUUGGAUCUCUGAUUCGGUAUUCAUUUGAUGUGUUUGUUAUCUGACGUAAGGGUAAACUUGUUUUCUGGUGUGUGCAGACAUGAUGCAAUGUUCCUUAUGUAAGAGUUCCAUCAUUCUUCAUCCUUCUAUCAAAUUUUGAUGCCAAACUUUAGGAAAGUCUCUCAAUCGUUCGACUAUUAUGUUAAAAAAAUGCAACAAAGACAAAGAAGCUGGUAGAAUGGCCCUGACUUUUCAGAAUGCCCCAAUUUACUGUCAUAAUAGAGUAACUUCUAUUAUACAGUAAUACCUAUAAUGUUGAAACACGUCAUAAAAACUCACAAGGUAAUACCUAUACAUAAUGUAGUAAUGCUUUAAACCUCAUAAUAUAAUAACUACACAUCGUUUACUAUAAGUGCAUACAAUAUUGUUAUUAUAAUAAUAUAAAAAGCAAUUAUGGAAUACUUUUAUACUUACUUUUCUGGUGCUGUUCACUACAUUAUGAUAAUGAUAUGCAAAUAAUAUAUUUCAUAGUUAUUAUAGUUAGAAGUGUUAUAAUCAUAUAACACAAUGUAAGCACCAGUUGGAACACACUGUUCAGUCCACCAGCUCAUCAAUCAUGUAUAAAGGACCUUUUUAAUGUUAUGCAGUAAAAUUAAACAUCAUAAGAAUAAUUGAUUCAGUACAAGUACAUUGAAAUACAUAGUAAAUUGUUUGUAACCUAAAAUGUAAGGUUUUUGAAUUAUUUUAGUGUAACCUUCAUAUAGCCCAGAUAUGAAUAUUAAAGAAUUGUUACACACUGCACAGUCACAUUUUUUGCUUUACUAUUGUGUGGGUCUUUAAUGUUUGUUCAUGUCAGCUUAUGUUCUGUGUUCAUUCUUUUAUAAGUUUCAGAUUUUGUUGAACUGUAUUUGAAUACAUAAUCACACAUUGUCAUGAUGAGCACAGAAUUGCAGACACGUGCAGAUACUGAUAAAAAUAUAUGUUUAUUAUAAAAAUAAACAGAUGUAAUACGUGGUUGAUACAGAAAACAGUUAAUCACCAGAAACCAGAGCAAUGUAGACAAAACCAUACCAUAAACGAGAGACAGUGGAAAUGUUGUAUGUUAUGGCAGCACAGCACAGCAUAUUUUAGAGGACAGAGCAGAAGAAAUUUCAGGAAAUAUACAAAACAAUAUAUAAAAUCUAAAUAUACAAGGAAAAAAUACAAGAAAAUAUACAUUACUAAAAAGUAUAUGGAUCUAUACACUAAUAAGAGAGGAACUGUGGUACCUAGUAUGUAUGUAGUGAUCAGAAAUGUUACACAUAGUACUGCAUCAACUGCAACAAUAGCUGAUAGAAACCCAUAGACAAAGGAAUCCUUUGGCAAACCUUUGUUAAGCACUACAAUACCAUUAAAAGUUCCAUUGAAAAAUACUACUUAAAUCUUUACUGUGCAAAACAGUAAAGAAUCAUACGUUAACCAUGUCCAGAAGUAGCGUUGA